UAACCUCAGAAAACAAACAUUUCCCUCUUCUUUAACGCUUAAAAUUAAUUUAACAAUUUCGUUGUAAUUUCUGUAAAAAAUGACAUCAUUCAAUUUGGGAGACAUUUCUGCGUCGCUAUCUGACGUCAAAAGCAGCGGAGUCAGUUUCCUCGGACAAGCCUUAAAAUGGGAAAACGAGGAACAAGUAAAGCCCCUCGUGGAAGCAAUAAACGCAUGCAAAAGCUUGAAAUAUCUCGAGUUGGAGGGAAACACGUUGGGUGUUGAAGCUGCCAAACACAUUGGAGAAGCCCUGAAGAAACAUCCGGAGCUGGAAAAAGCUCUGUUGAAGGAUUUGUUCACGGGUCGCAUGAAAACGGAAAUUCCGAUUGCGCUUGAAAGUUUGGGCGAAGGCAUGACGAUAGCGGGAGCACAUUUGACCGUUUUGGAUUGCAGCGACAAUGCGUUGGGUCCAAAUGGCAUGACGGGACUCGUUGAUCUCAUUAAAAGUAAAACUUGUUACAGUUUGGAGGAACUCAAGCUCAAUAACUGCGGUUUGGGAAUUCAGGGCGGCAAAAUGUUGGCAAGCGCCUUGCUCGAGUGUCACAAGAAGGGAAGUGAAGCUGGAACUCCGUUACGCUUGAAGGUUUUUAUUGCGGGUCGAAAUCGCUUGGAGAAUGACGGAGCAAAGGCACUUGCGGAAGUCUUCAAAACGGUAAAAACUUUGGAGGAAAUCGCAAUGCCUCAAAAUGGAAUUUAUCACGUUGGAAUUACCGCGCUUUCGGAUGCCUUCAAGGAAAAUCCAAACAUUAAAAUUCUCAAUUUGAACGAUAACACGAUUGGACCAAAGGGAGCUGAAGCAUUGGCGGAAGCUUUCUUCAGCAUGCAAAAAUUACAAGAAAUCAAUUUUGGGGAUUGUCUUUUGAAGACGAAGGGAGCUUUGGCUAUCGCUGAUGCCAUUCAAGAUCAACAUUUGGAGCUGGAAACUCUUAAUUUUGGCUUUAAUGAAAUUCACGCCGAUGGAGGUUUUUGCAUCGCAGCCGCCAUGGAAAAUAAGAGAUUGCUUAAAAGCUUGGAUUUGAACGGAAAUAUGUUUGGAUCUGAGGGUCGUGAACAAAUUGUCGAUAUGAUGGAAAAAUAUGACUUGGCUGAUUGUCUCGUGGAAAUGGAUGAAGAUGACUCUGAUGGAGGAGAAGAAGAGGAAUCUGGCGACGAAGACAGCUACGACGAAGAAGCCGAAGAAGAAGAGACUGACGAAGACGAAAGUGACGAGGUAGAGUACGUGCCAACGCCCGGCGUGAACUCCAGUUUGAACAUCUUUAGUGGAUCUGCCUUAGAUUCGACCGCCGACAUGAGUCGAGUCUCCAUUGGUGACGACACAGAAGCUUCUGACAAUCCCGUUGAAGCCUUCUGUAACGCCCAAUAUCCAUCCGAAGCGAUGUUCCAAGCUAUUUCCGACACUGACAAAACUACAGCGUUACGAGAGCAUCUCAAGACAAUUUCCGAGGAAAAUUACCUCCCAUAUCUCGUAUUUACCGUCUUGAAAUGCGCCGAAUUAUCGGAAAAAUCCAAAGAAGCCCUCGAUGUUGCCACGGAACUCUUCAAAGACGUCUACGAGCACGCCCAAAAGAAGGAUCGUCUCCACAGUGUUCGGAAUUUCUUCGCCAUUCAACUGGGACUCCUCAAAUGUGAAGAUAAAAUGUUCAAACCACGAUAUAAUGUUCAAGGAUGCCGAUAUGCAUUGAAGACAGUAUUGACUCAAAAUAUCGUUCCGAGCGACGAGAAAAAUAUUUUUGAGUUUUUACUUGAGCAACAACAAGCUGACGCCCAAUAAUAAAUCCGCUCACAAACACGUUAAAUUAUUGAUUUUCCAAAAUUGUUUUUUGUUAAAUUUUUUUUCCAUGAUAUUUAAUUGUAAUUUGUGUUAGAAUAAAAAAAAAACAAUAAGAAUUCAGACCAAAAAAACUUAAAAAAUUGU
Molecule: messenger RNA, 1954 nt
Organism: Culicoides brevitarsis
Lineage: Eukaryota; Metazoa; Arthropoda; Insecta; Diptera; Ceratopogonidae
Gene: RanGAP
Product: ran GTPase-activating protein
Biological process (GO): activation of GTPase activity; nucleocytoplasmic transport; signal transduction
Cellular component (GO): perinuclear region of cytoplasm; cytosol; nucleus
Molecular function (GO): small GTPase binding; GTPase activator activity
Source: RefSeq, a predicted model, not a curated record